This is a messenger RNA of Exophiala mesophila, 5984 nucleotides long. RefSeq lists its product as uncharacterized. Bases 479 to 5722 code for a protein of 1747 amino acids. The transcript is spliced from 2 exons. The record is from RefSeq and is a predicted model, not a curated record. Lineage: Eukaryota; Fungi; Ascomycota; Eurotiomycetes; Chaetothyriales; Herpotrichiellaceae. Gene Ontology annotation, molecular function: cytoskeletal motor activity; ATP binding; chitin synthase activity. Gene Ontology annotation, cellular component: cell periphery; cell septum; myosin complex.
UACAACCUGGAAUGACACAACCCACAACCAUGGCACCAUCUUCCCAUCAACCUGGACUGGAACCACUCAGCCAAACCUAACACACGAGGAUUGCACCUCAUCGUCGCCCUUUACUGCUUGCUCAACAAGUCUCUUUGUCUCUGUCCUUUACUCUCAGCUCACUAUCAUCACAUCACUCUCGCUAUUCUCCUUUUUGUUCGUUGAUGGCAGCGUUGUUAUUGUUUAUUACGUUCUGUCCUGUCUUGCCUACUGUGGCCCUCCAUUUCCAACCCCUACCUCGAAGACUCGAAACGAAAUCAAUCUCCUGAUUCCUUACGAGCCCACUACAUUAUUGUCCUACCAUACAUUGUAAUUGGAACUCACAAAAGGGGGAAAUAACAAUUUCAUACCUCAUAUUCCUCCGCAUUUCUCCCUCCCUCCUUUAUACCGUCCUGGUCGUCGUCAGUCUGGGGUACGGCGCCAGGAACGAGUCAACAACAUGGCCAAUCGCUAUUCCACUUACUCAAACCAGUCCUCUCUGGUUGGAGGACGACCAACAGCACAGCAGCCUACACAGGUAUCAACUACGACUUUGUUAAACUCUCUUCAUAACAUCUACUCCUCUGGCCAAACCUAUCAGCUCGAUGCAAGUACAACUAUAGCCGUCAAUACCUGGCUCACUGCCACCAAUCCAGAUGCUCAUGGCCGUAUUGGAGGCAUUGUUGAUGCUCAAGCAGCCUCCCGGGCCUGGGAACAUGCCAGACGACGAGCAGAAGAUGGUUGCAUUAUUCUAGGCUCGUUACACCCGUCCACACCUUCACUGCUAGUACCCACCCUACAAGUCAUUCCCUUGGCCACUCCUCAACUUGCCUAUACCGCCCUUUCAGCAUUGCGGCCAUUCCUUUCAUGUGUCACCCCGUCCAAUGGCAUCGCAUUCAGACAUUCAGCCUUGUCAGCGAAGUAUACAGUCACCCUUGCUGGCACUGUAACGGGCUUUACUCUUGCGUUGUCUGGCUCCGGCAUCGAUGUGGAGCGUGGCUUGCUGAGGAUCCCCUCCGAACCUGGACACCGAGCUUUCGAUGUUUUCUACUACCUGUUGACCUCCGCAUCCACUCCCUCCGAACGCGAGUUUCUUGGCUUACAACAUCCCUCUGAAUAUACCCUACUCAACCGAUCCGCCUGCUACAAUCCACCUUCCUACCUCCCUUCUGCAGACGAUGAUGCAGCGGCCGAAGACUGGCGUUCCUCCCUCAAAGCAAUUGGGAUCAAGGGUGCCGACUUUCGUGGGCUGCUGGCAUCCCUUGCCGGUCUUCUCAAACUCGGUGAGACAACUGGUCUCCUCGUUGAUUCCGACGUCCUCGAUGAAAUCUGUGAAGAUGUUGGUGGACUGGUCGGCAUCGAACCUGAAGUCCUGAGCAAGCAGUGCAGUACAGAUGAUCGCGAAGUCCUCAUUGCUGCUAUGUACGAGGCUCUCGUCGACUGGGUCGUGUUGAAAGCCAACCAAGCCAUCGCCGAUCAGAUGAGAGCAGGAGCGCUUACACCGGAUUCUGGAAGCGAAAACGCAGACGAGGUCAGUCUUUCAGUGGUAGAGAUUCCAACUGAAGCAUUGGCCAAAGCCAUCGCCCUCCGAAAUGUCUUCGAUGACUCCUUGGGAAUCAACGCCGAAAUGAAGGAUGACGGGGUCGAGAUUUCAUCCGUGGGACACUCUGUGCUCCGCGAAAUGAACAAUGCUGUCUCUGAAGUGGAAGUCGAUCUCGGUAUUAAGGGUGCUCAAAUGCGUGAGAAGGAGCACGAUCGUGAUAGGAGAGAGGGUAUUCUGGUCAAGAUUGGCACGGGCGUUGAAGAGGGUAGUUUUCUCCACAAUCUCCUCUAUGCGGUUGAUGGCGAAGGUCUAAAUUUUGGUCGCAAAGGCCGAUUUGACCUUGCAAGCCUCCUGGCCAGCAGUAGGGUAUGGUACCAACUAUCCAUCCAUCCUACCGACGAGCCGCCCAGUUCACUUGUCGAACAUGCAACCGCAACGUCAGCAUGGUCCGCCGGUGCUGUCUCUCGCCAGCUCCGCUCUUGGCGACUACCAGAGUGGGCCAAUUACCGGAACAAACAGCUCGAUUUUACCGCCGACUUCGAUGUGGAUGAGUUUGUCACCAGAUAUUCGAGACUUGGAUGCAAAGAAGGCCCAGAUGGUAUCGAGACUUUUCUUCUGGAACGGGGGUGGACUAACGGCGAAGUCAUAAUUGGACGAGAACGCGUUUGGAUGCGUGAAAGUGCGUGGUGGGAAGCCGAGUCCAUGCUUGACAUGAAACCCAUGGACUCACACUACGACAACCCCUUCAACUCGGGAUAUUCUGCCCACCCCCCACACAAUGAGAGUGGCUUCUUCCCGCCUAUGGGCGACGCCAUGAGCAUGCUCGACAGUCGGGAAAACCUGCUUGGUGUGGCCGCUGGCGAUCGAACCAAGUCAAUUGCUCCAACAAUGGCUCGCACCACCCACACAAUAGGUGGGGAUUAUGGUCUGGGUCCAAAAGGCGACACUCGCCAAGAUCCAUAUUGGGAUCCUGACCUGGGUCGAUAUAUUGGUGAUUUGGACCCAGAGUUUGGAGACCCGCGAAACAUUGAAUCGAAGAAGACGUCUAUCGGACGGCAGGCAUGGGUCUCGCUUGUGUGGGCUCUUACAUUCUGGAUUCCUUCUGUUCUACUCCGAUUCAUCGGUCGGAUGAAGCGUCCAGAUGUGCGCAUGGCAUGGCGAGAAAAGGUGGUACUGGUCGCCAUCAUAUUUUUGAUCAACGCGAUUAUCAUCUUCUGGAUCGUGGCAUUUGGGAAUCUUUUGUGUCCUAACCUCGACAAGGCCUUCAACGCUAGAGAAGUGGGUUUCCACACAGGCGAGAACGACGUUUACGUCAGCAUCCGUGGCAAAGUGUACGACAUCACCAAGUUCUACCGGAUUGACCACUCUGAUACAGACACGCCUGCAUCGGCUGACAGGAUGUUGGAGCUGGCUGGCAAGAAUCUCGAUGCCUAUUUCCCACCUCCAUUAAAUGUCGCUUGCCCCGGUCUAGACGUGGACCCAAGUGUCGUCUUGCAGCACCAAGACCCGAACGCUAUCGAAAAUCCUACUGCCGUCCAUCUCUCGGGGCCGCAAUUGCAAACCGACCAAAAUUCUGCCCUGUACAGUAUAAAUUGGUACGAUCAGAGGUUCUUACCCAAGAUUGACGAAUACUACAAGGGUGACUUGGUGGUCCGGCGAAGCGAAGUGCAGAAACAAGCGAAUGACGAUGAACGACAAUGGGUCAUCAUUGACAAUGGCAUCUACGACCUCACAGAUUAUUUUUACACAUUAAAGUUGAUGAAUGGCUUCAACACGUACGACUUCAUUCCAGAAGAUGUCGCUGAACUCAUCCGAAACAACGUGGGGACGGACAUCACAAACCAAUGGGGGACCAGUGCGAGUUUCCUCAACAGCAAGAACUGUAUGGACAAUGUCUUCUACGUUGCCAAGGUUGAUUUCCGUCAGUCGGCCCGAUGUGUGGUCAACAACUGGAUUCUUCUUGCAUUCACCAUCAUAGUCUGUACGGUCAUCUUGGUCAAGUUUUUGGCGGCUCUCCAAUUAGGGUCCAAACGCAGACCCGCUGCUCAGGACAAGUUUGUCAUCUGUCAAGUGCCCGCCUACACAGAGGGUGAGGAUCACUUGCGCAAGUCGCUCGACUCCUUGACAGCGCUCCAAUAUGACAACAAGAGAAAGCUAAUCUGUGUCAUCUGUGACGGUAUGAUCGUUGGAGGUGGCAAUGACCGACCUACACCCAAGAUUGUUCUGGACAUUCUCGGAGUUGAUCACAAGAUUGACCCUCCUGCACUACCCUUCCGAUCGGUUGGUAAUGGGAAUGAACAGCUCAACUACGGCAAAGUGUAUUCGGGUCUGUACGAAUACGAGGGCAAUGUGGUGCCAUACCUGGUUGUCAUCAAGGUGGGCAAAGAAUCAGAGCAAGCCAAGUCGAAACCAGGUAACCGGGGCAAGCGGGAUUCCCAGAUCUUGCUGAUGCAAUUCCUGAAUCGGGUGCAUCACCGUUCACCCAUGUCUCCAUUGGAACUUGAGAUGUUCCAUCAAAUCAACAACAUUAUUGGUGUGGACCCCGAGCUGUAUGAGUACUUGCUCAUGGUUGAUGCGGAUACGAUGGUCAAAGAGGACUCCCUCAAUCGACUGGUGGCGGCAUGUGCCAACGAUGCAAAGAUUGCUGGCAUUUGCGGUGAAACGAGCUUGGAAAAUGAAGAGCGAAGCUGGUGGACAAUGAUCCAAGUGUAUGAGUACUACAUCUCUCAUCAUCUUUCCAAGGCUUUCGAAUCACUCUUUGGCAGUGUGACCUGCUUGCCUGGAUGUUUCUGCAUGUAUCGUCUUCGCACCGCUGACAAAGGACGGCCGCUCAUCAUUUCGGAUAAGGUGGUCAACGAGUAUGCCGAUUGCGACGUGGACACUCUUCACAAGAAGAAUUUGCUGUCUCUGGGUGAGGAUCGGUACUUGACAACUUUAAUGACCAAGCACUUCCCGGCCAUGAAGUACAAGUUUGUUCCAGACGCAUAUGCGCUGACAGCAGCGCCCGAGACAUGGUCCGUCCUUCUCUCGCAGCGUCGACGAUGGAUCAAUUCGACAAUCCACAACCUUGCAGAAUUAGUCUUCCUCAAGGAUCUGUGUGGGUUCUGCUGUUUCUCUAUGAGAUUUGUGGUCUUUAUCGAUCUCUUUGGAACGCUGAUCCUCCCGGCAACCUGUGUGUACCUGGCAUAUCUCAUCUAUCGUGUGGCAUCUGGAACUGGGCAAUUUCCUUUACUGUCCCUGAUCAUUUUGGCGGCCGUGUAUGGUCUGCAAGCCAUCAUCUUCAUCAUCAAACGGCAAUGGCAGCAUAUUGGAUGGAUGAUCAUUUACAUCAUGGCGUAUCCAAUCUACAGCUUUAUUCUGCCUAUCUACUCAUUUUGGCAACAGGACAAUUUCAGCUGGGGAAAUACCAGAAUUGUCAUUGGAGAGAAGGGAGACAAGAAGGUGGUGGCGAUUCAGGAUGAAGGCUUCGACCCGAGAUCAAUUCCAUUGCAGAGGUGGGAUGAUUAUGCGGCAAGCAACAAUCUACCGGGGCAGCGAGGAAACAGCGGAAUCUAUCAUGAAAAGGGGAUGGAAGGUGGCUACCGGGAUGAUGCAGGAGUGAUGGAAAUGGAUGACAUGCAUUCCCAGUACUCGUCCGUCAAGCCGGCAAGCACGAUUCUGGCAGGGUUCCCUCAACAGCAGCAUCCGUACGUGGCGCCCCCCCGAUCACCUGCACCGUUUGGUAUGAACAAUCGGGCGAGCACGAUGACCGGGUUGACCCAAUUCCACGACCAACCGGUUAGCGUUCAUGGCAGACAGAUGAGCAUGAUGAGCUUGGGCAGUCAAGCACGACUGACGUCUCCUUCGCCAAACCCAUACCAAGAACGCAACCCAUAUCAGAGCGGGAUGCAGCAUGCGGCCAGCCGACCAAGCUUAUUAGGAUUGGGCACAUCUCGACCAACAUCGACGAUCAUGGAUUUCCGGACAGUUCCAUCUGCAGGACCCAGCGAUCAAGACAUUGUUGAUGCAAUUCGAAUGGUUCUGAGUGAGGUGGAUCUGGACAAAGUGACCAAAAAGCAAGUCCGCGCGUUGGUGGAGCAAAGACUUCAAUGCGAAGUACCCGCUGGAGAGAGGCGGACAUUCCUCGACAAGGCAAUCGAUGGAGAACUAGCCAACAUGUAAAGAAAGGCUGGGGCAAAGAGGAGUUUGGGCAUUGGAAGGGCAUUGGGAUGACGCUGGCUGACCAUGGCUUCUGGUCUAUGAUAAAGGACUAUGGACGGUGGGUUGACUGGACUAAGAUGAGGGAUGAAGGUUAUGUGUAUAAAAGGAUAAAGGUAAUCAUUGCUGGCAUUUAGCGUAUUGAACAUGAUAUUCUAUGAGAGUAUGCAUUGUGCGUAGAGCAAGGUUGAUCAGGCCGUAUCUUGAAGUGUCUAUUAGACCAUCC